Symbiodinium pilosum is the source of this 789-nucleotide messenger RNA. NCBI's taxonomy places the organism in Eukaryota, Dinophyceae, Suessiales, Symbiodiniaceae. The record is from the annotation of a GenBank genome assembly.
AUGGCCAGCGAUGUCGACGGACUUUGCGAAGCCGUCCAAACAACGUCCUCCCAUUUGCGGAACCUGCUCCACCUUCUAGCCAUGAGCAUUAUCUUGGCCUGGCUCUGCAACGUUCCCCCUCGAACGUUGCGGUAUGGUGGCUUCUUUGCGGCCGCAGCAGUCUGCGAGUUCCUACUCAACAAGCUGUUUUGGAAGAACUGCGAGGACUUCAUGGCACACAGCCUUUCGGCCGACAGUACCUUUGGCCUCUUUGAUAUCUUCUUGGCUUCAGCCACAAUGUUGACUCUUAUCAUCCACACUUGCGAAGGCCUUCCUAGCCUGCGACGCUGCUUCCAAAGGCUUUCUCAAAAGAUGGGAAUUUCGUCCGGUGAUCAAAAUCCUGAACUCUUCUGGAGCCUUUCAGGACAGAGGAACUACCUCAUCUACCUGUGCCUUUUGGUGUUCUUCCAUGGCGGCCUGUUUUUUGCUUUCCCAGAGACAGUUCAUGCGCAUCAUUACUGGGUAGGCUUUGUGGUGGCCUCCUGCUGCAUCUUUUGGUCACCCUUAUCGAGGUUGCUGCUCCUGAAGUCUGUAAUGAUGGUCAUUGACGGCAUAGGUGUUUGGGGUGCGGAUGCUAUUGUUGGCAAGGAUGACGGCGGCAUGUCUGAAGGUGACAGCGACUACCGAUUGAUUUGUUGUGUGCUUGUGGUCAUGGCCUUCGUGUUGACGAUGGUCAGCCACUUACGCCAGGAUCCGCGUCUGAAUGCCUGGAUGUGUGCAAGGAAGCCGCAGCUGACGGAUACCGAAUGA